Molecule: messenger RNA, 534 nt
Organism: Didymodactylos carnosus
Lineage: Eukaryota; Metazoa; Rotifera; Eurotatoria; Philodinida; Philodinidae
Source: the annotation of a GenBank genome assembly
AUGACUCCAGCCGCUGACAAGCAUCCAAACCAGUUCAACUACACGUUUCGAAAUAGAAGACGUCUUUCGGCGCAUGUUUCUGCAAAAUAUGUCUGUUUUGUGAACUUCUGGUUUUACGAAUACUACAGACUUCGACAACGUUUCUCUGUAUAUUCAGCAGCUUCGACCAGUCUACCAAGUCAAUGUUUUUCGUAUUCAACCAAUAAUGAUUCAACACGGAAUGUAGCUUAUGGUUCUGGUUUGUUGUGUGAUAAUUCGUUAGUAACCGGUUGGUAUCGCUUUGUCCAACCAGCUGGUACGAUGAUUGUUGCAAGUGUUACAAAUGUAUAUCAAUGUAGCACAAUUGCCCCCGGAUGGUUAAAUUCGUCAUAUCCAACAACAUUAGGACAAGCUGUAACUGGAUAUGUGUGUUUGAAUGUUGGUGGUGUGAUAUGUCAAUAUUCAUAUCCCAUUUUGAUAACAAAUUGUUCUUCGUUUUAUGUUUAUUUUCUAGCACCUGUAACAAUAUGUUAUGCUCGAUAUUGUACUACGUAA